CCCAGCAAACCAGUGGUUAGGGUUUCUCUUUCUUCAGCAAACAACCUGAAAGUGAAUAGGAGAGGUUAAAGUGACGGCGCCGUCGCUGUCCGCCUUGAUCAAGCCGUCGCUUCGUCUUGGCCCUCGUUUUUGCCCAAUCUCUUCCGUUCAAUUUUAGGCCUUAGUCUUGUACACUCUGUUGAAUCUAUACAUAUACUUAUAUCUUUGAAGCUCAAGCUCAUCAGAAUCAAUGGCGGUGAAAACAUCGAAGGCCGAAAAGAAGAUCGCUUAUGAUCAGAAGCUGUGCCAGCUUCUUGAUCAGUACACCCAGGUCCUCAUCGCCGCGGCCGACAAUGUCGGAUCGAACCAGUUGCAGAAUAUUAGGCAGGGACUUCGUGGAGACUCUAUCGUGCUGAUGGGGAAAAAUACUAUGAUGAAGAGGUCCAUCAGGAUCCAUUCUGAGAAGACCGGCAACAAGGCCUACCUCAACCUUAUCCCCCUCCUUGUUGGUAAUGUUGGUCUGAUAUUCACUAAGGGUGAUUUGAAGGAAGUGAGCGAAGAGGUCUCCAAAUACAAGGUGGGAGCUCCUGCUCGUGUUGGUCUGGUGGCCCCAGUUGAUGUCGUCGUCCCACCAGGCAAUACUGGACUUGACCCAUCUCAAACCUCUUUCUUCCAGGUGCUCAAUAUUCCGACUAAGAUUAACAAAGGAACUGUGGAAAUUAUCACCCCAGUGGAGCUUAUCAAGAAGGGUGACAAAGUGGGUUCCUCUGAGGCUGCCCUGCUUGCAAAACUUGGGAUAAGACCCUUCUCUUAUGGUCUGCAAGUUCUGUCUGUUUAUGACAAUGGUUCAGUUUUUAACCCAGAGGUGCUUGAUCUGACUGAAGAUGAUCUUAUGGACAAGUUUGCUAUUGGAGUUUCCAUGGUUACUGCCCUGUCACUGGCCAUCUCGUAUGCAACACUUGCAGCUGCACCCCAUAUGUUCAUCAAUGCCUACAAAAAUGUUUUGGCUGUUGCUGUUGAGAUUGAAUAUUCCUUCCCGCAGGCUGAUAAAGUGAAAGCGUACCUCGAGGAUCCUAGCAAGUUUGCUGUUGCUGUGGCCUCAGUUGCAGCUGCUGAUUCUGGUGCUGCUCCUCCUGCUGCUGCGGCCGCGGUGGAGGAGAAAAAGGAAGAACCUGCUGAGGAAUCUGAUGAUGACAUGGGCUUCAGUCUGUUUGACUAAGUUUAUGUUGGUUAUUAAGUGAUCUUAUGAUAAUGAACUUUGAAGUUUAGUAGUUUGUAGUUUUUCUUGUCUUUGUUGGGAUUAUGUGAAUUUUAAGGAUUUGUUGUCCUGUUGUUAUGUUUCAGUUGUUUGACAUAUUUGAGCUAUAUUAUGCAGUUAAUUAUGGUAUUGGGUUUUUUUCAUUGCUAGUUUUUAAGCAGCAUCGAGUGAGCAGCA
Molecule: messenger RNA, 1414 nt
Organism: Ilex paraguariensis (yerba mate)
Lineage: Eukaryota; Viridiplantae; Streptophyta; Magnoliopsida; Aquifoliales; Aquifoliaceae
Source: the annotation of a GenBank genome assembly